Exophiala xenobiotica is the source of this 861-nucleotide messenger RNA. RefSeq lists its product as uncharacterized. Gene Ontology annotation, biological process: translation. The transcript is spliced from 3 exons. Bases 74 to 532 code for a protein of 152 amino acids. The record is from RefSeq and is a predicted model, not a curated record. Lineage: Eukaryota; Fungi; Ascomycota; Eurotiomycetes; Chaetothyriales; Herpotrichiellaceae. Gene Ontology annotation, cellular component: ribosome; cytosolic large ribosomal subunit. Gene Ontology annotation, molecular function: structural constituent of ribosome.
GACGAAAGUGCGCCCGAAUUUCAGACAGAAAGUUCGUGAAAGCGACAACUCAAUCAAUACACCCGCCAUCACCAUGUCUGAACGCUCAAACAUCUCCGGCGACCUUAUCUGGGAGCUCGUCCGAAGCAACAAUGCCUACUUAGUCAAGCGCAGCAGUGCUGGCGGUGUUCAGUUCUCCCGAGACCCAUUCAACCUCACCAACAAGCACUCCCGGAAACAUGAGGGCUUUGUCAACGACAAGGCUGUCUCCGUCCAGCCCAACGAGAAGGGAGGCGUCACCCUGAUGACCAAGAAGUCGGAAAAAUCAAACACGCCUAAAGCAGCUUACAACACGCACCCUUACAGCAAGACCACGUCAAACAGAAAGAUCUACAAGAACAUCGCAGACGCAGUCGGCAAGAAGUCAUACCGUGGCGAUUUGAACCAGGACGCCGUUGCUCGUGCCAGUGCUAUCAAGAACUCUCAGCGACCAAAGAAGGAUGUCCCCGAGAAGAAGCCUCGAGGGCUGAAGGGAGCAAAGCAAGAGGCAUAAACACUCUUGAGCAACGAGUACGGAUGAUUCCGCUAUCUGCGAUGCUGGGAUUUGCACCGUACGCACAUCCUCGGGGAGCUCCAAAAGAGACUCUCUCACACAAAAUGGACCCAAAAAUGUCAAAUACCAAACCUAGGCAAUGGCAAACUCAUCAAGUUGAUGGGAUCCAACGGUGCUAUGCUCUUUAGGGCUGGAGCUGGCUAGGGGGAUCCAUCCCGAAGCAACAGCGCAUCCGAGGCAUAACCUCCAGAUAGAAAAGAAGCCCGAGUAGCAGGACAUGUGUAUCAGAAAGAUCCAAAGCCCUGUCAAAACGAGCUCAGCCUCACCCG